GGUUUAGGGUUUCCACUAAGCAGGGCCUGAAAUCGCUCACCUGUGCAGCGUUGCCUGGCUACGCUCAUCUUUAAUUGAACACGGCAGACCCGACGGCAGACGCCGCACACUUCUCCACGCAGGAGUCCGACGAGACGACGACGUGCGAGCCAGAGCCCAUGCAGAACGGAGAGGCCAUGAGUCCGGACGCGCAGGACUCCAGAGGAGCGCCGGGGGACGAGGAGAGCCAGGGAGCCGUCCCGUCUGCGCCACCGCUGCCCCAGGAGCCUCCAGCGUGUCCCAGACCCAAACUGGUGUUUCACACGCAGCUGGCGCACGGGAGCCCCACGGGACGCAUCCACGGCUUCACCAACGUCAGGGAGCUCUACGCCAAGAUCGCCGAGGUCUUCAACAUCUCCGCUUCCGAGAUCCUUUUCUGCACGCUGAACUCACACAAAGUGGACAUGCAGAAGCUGUUGGGUGGUCAGAUCGGUCUGGAGGACUUCAUCUUCGCCCAUGUGAGGGGAGAAACCAAAGAAGUGGAGGUCGUUAAAACCGAGGACGCGCUCGGCCUCACCAUCACCGAUAACGGCGCCGGAUACGCCUUUAUUAAAAGGAUAAAGGAAGGCAGCACCAUCGACCGAAUCAAAACGGUGUGUGUCGGCGAUCACAUCGAGGCCAUUAAUGACCAGAGCAUUGUGGGAUGUCGGCAUUAUGAAGUGGCAAAGAUGCUAAAGGAGCAGCCGAGAGGAACACCGUUCACCCUGCGCCUAGUCGAGCCCAAGAAAGCCUUCGACAUGAUAGGCCAGAGGACGCGAGCGCCCAAGUCCAGCGAGGGCAAAAUGGUUAGCGGGAAGGAGACGCUGCGGCUGCGUUCCAAAGGAUCGGCCACGCUGGAGGAAAUCCCCAACGAGUUUGAAGACAAGGUCAUUAAGAAGGUUGACGACCUGCUGGAGAGUUACAUGGGGAUUCGAGACCUUGAGCUCGCGACUACCAUCGUGGAAGCUGGGAAGAACAAGAAGAACCCGGAUGAUUUCGCAGAGGCGCUCGACUCCGUUCUGGGCGAUUUUGGCUUCCCGGACGUCUUUCUGUUUGACGUUUGGGGCGCUAUGGGAGACGUGAAGAACGGGCGCAUUUAGAGAGUCAUCUGAGAGACUUUCAGCUUGAUUUGUGACGUCUGUCAUCUGUUUUCAUACACACAAUCCUCACAAUGCCCACCUUGAUCCUGAGGAACGGAGAACGUUGUGGUAUUAGCGGCUAAUUGGUGUGCUAACGCAAACAUUUAAGGGUGUAGAGCAAUACGAAGUAGGUCAAACUGUAUUUCCCACCAAUGUGUAUAGCUAACUAGGGUGUGUUUUACAUGAUAAAUUUGACUUUUGAAGUAUUACGAUUUAACAUAUGUUAGCUUAUCCUAGCCUCUGUUUGUUUUGCCGUCUGUUGUUUCGAAUAUAAAUACAUUGUGUUACAGGUGAAAUGAAUGGUCUUUUAUGAUUAAUGACAGAUCUUGUGACACGCUUAUCUUGUGUAUAUAUGAAUAAUCAAAUAUUGAAUGAAUUCUAUGCACACAUUCAAUGUGUAUUUAACUUUAAAAUCUACUAAAAGUGUUUGCGUAUUGUAUAUCCUGUUUUACAAUGGACAUGCUCCUUUUAGAUGACCUGAUGUGACAAAUUUGAAAUUGUGUAAAGAUUAAAAACAUACCACAAAUUUA
Labeo rohita (rohu) is the source of this 1687-nucleotide messenger RNA. RefSeq names its product GIPC PDZ domain containing family, member 3 (gene gipc3). The transcript has 7 exons. The record is from RefSeq and is a predicted model, not a curated record. Lineage: Eukaryota; Metazoa; Chordata; Actinopteri; Cypriniformes; Cyprinidae. Bases 159 to 1118 code for a protein of 319 amino acids. Gene Ontology annotation, molecular function: protein binding.